AUGAGAGGUGUAUUAUGUAUGGCAUUGAUAUCCUUCUUUAGUAUUGUUUGUGGUAAACAAAUACUUAAACCAAAAGCAAAUGAAUAUAAUAAACAGGCUAACAUGUAUAACAAUGGUACUACAGGAUCCAAAAGAGUAAUAACCCCUGAUAGCAAACUUAUUGAACAUAGGAGUGCUGAAGAUGAAUCUACAGGUGAUAGUAAUGAAAGUGAAGAUGAAUCUACAGGUGAUAGUAAUGAAAGUGAAGAUGAAUCUGAAUCUCAAUACGAUCUGCAAAAGGAUUCUAAAGGCAACCUUGCUAUAACUAUAAUAACCCCCGAAAAAACAAUUAUCCAUGCCAAUAAUGAGGAAUCAAAAGAAAAAAGACAUAAAUCUAAACCUUUAUCUAAAAAAUCUAAAAGAGUACUUGGUCGGAGUAGAAAGGCUAAAAAAAGAAUGAGACAACAAGCAAUGCAGUAUAUGAGAUUAAAAUAA
Molecule: messenger RNA, 474 nt
Organism: Ordospora colligata OC4
Lineage: Eukaryota; Fungi; Microsporidia; Ordosporidae
Exons: 1
Coding region: 1-474 (157 amino acids)
Source: RefSeq, a predicted model, not a curated record